AUGGCUCCAUUGAUCCAUGAAAACGAGAGUUUUUCUCCCUAUCAAAGCAAUGCAUCCUCCUCGAAGCCCCUGCCCCGCGAGUCUGCGAAGUCCAUUCCUUCUUCGCACACCAGUCGUCUCGAGCUGGCGUUGUCUGAAGCCCCAGCCACCCUUCAGCAUGUCUUGAAGACGGACACAGAUGGUGGGGCUCUCUGUAAUGGAAACUCUGCUGGUGUUGACAACACCUUCAAGAUCCUGCAGCUGGCUUGGGCACUCACCACAUCCUGUUUCACCUCCGCCAAUUCCCUCCUGUUCGACUGGGAUUCAAAUUCAGGAAUUUCCUGUUUGAAGGCGCUCUCGACUGGACAGGGCUCCCAGUUUGGGGAUCAAUUAUUAAUCAUCGAACCGGAUGCCAGUUUGCGACAAGUUCUAGACAAGCUAGCUACCACCCAACGCCGCGCUCGGGAAUGCGCCAAGCAAACCGGGAAUUCUGAUGAUGAGGGUUCAACUGACAUGUUCUCAACUGCCUUUCGCUAUCGCAAUGCUUCAGCGUCAAAUUCAGAAAUCAAUUCCGAGGUCGAUAUUUUUCUCGACGUUACCGAUGCAAGAGACGGCCGAUUGUUGGCCGAGCUUGUCUUUUCGAGCCAGGCCAUCGCUGACCCACUUGCGUUAAGUGUUCUACACACGUUCGACCAUGUCUUAUCGUCGAUACGGAUGUCCCCAGAUAUAACAGUGGAGGAAGUCAACAUGUGCUCGCCGCACGAUCGACAACAUAUUACCCAGCUAACCAGCCAUGUUUCUGAGUCCAAUGAGCGAUGUCUUCAUGACAUGUUUCUGGAACAUAGCCACACCAAUCCCGAUGUUCAGGCCGUGGUUUCGUGGGAUGGUGAUUUGACUUACGGAGAGCUGGACGAUCUGACGUCAAGACUUUCCCAUCGUCUUGUUGAGCUAGGGACCGUUACACAAGGCCUGGUUCCAAAUAUCAUCGAGUUAUCCAAGGAUGGAAUCCUGAGUCUUCCGAAAAAGGUCGAACCGGCGUGUACCACUGUACGACCAACCAAUGCAUGCUUGAUUUUGUUCACUUCGGGUAGCACCGGGGAACCGAAAGGGAUUAUCCAGGAGCACCGGACCUAUGCCACUGCCGUUCGAGAUUAUGCGAGGAUCCUUGGUCUCGAUGCAGGAACUAGAAUGUAUCAGUUUGACGACUAUGCUUUCGACAUCAGCAACAACGACUACCUUGUACCACUUUCCGUUGGCGGGUGUUGCUGCGUUCCACAUCCACAGAAGGCCAUCCAUGUUCUGAAGCAGCAUAUGAACAACUUAGGUGCAAACGUAUCCUUUCUUACACCAACAGUUGCCAUUCAGUUGGGUCCAGAAGAUGUUCCAGGCCUUAAAACACUAUGCAUUGGCGGUGAACCACCUUCGAACGACCUACUGUCGAAAUGGGCCGGAAAGGUGAAACUCGUUAAUCAAUAUGGCAUGGGCGAAGUCGCUACGUUUUGCACGUACAACGAUCAGAUGAGCCCUGGCAGUGGAACCAAUGUCGGACGCACCGGAACAGGCGCUGCCUGGGUUGUCUCCCCCGCAUCUCCGGAACGCCUCAUGCCUGUCGGCGCCGUCGGAGAAAUGAUCAUGGAGGGCCCUCAUCUUGCUCGCGGGUAUCUUGACCAGAUAUCCAGGAAGUCUGAAGCCGGCUUCUUACAAUAUACGCCAAAAUGGCUCCAUGAGCUACAUCCCGAGAGAGCAUCCUCAGCUAGACUGUACAGAUCUGGCGAUCUUGUAAAUGUAUAUUCGAAAGUCGAAUUGAUCAAGAAGACGAUCGGUGCUACGUUACCAGAAAUCCAAAUCCCCACACUCUUCCUUCUCGUCGAUCGAAUACCGCGCACAAAAUCGAACAAGACCGAUCGGCGAAAGUUGCACAUGCUAGGCCAGAACUACUACAUGCCCCAGCGAGAAGCGCCUAGCGGAGGAGCUGGCGAGGGAAAUCCGAAACUAGCGGCGGGCCGGGUUGCUCCGAAAGAAGGUCCUGUCCCUGUCAGCAACAGCAAUGGCGGCAUGAACGGGACAAAGAAACGACAGGUUCGUGAACUGGAUGGUACGGACGAUUUGCAGCCUAAGCGGCAAAAACAAGUGUGCUGA
Histoplasma mississippiense is the source of this 2118-nucleotide messenger RNA. RefSeq lists its product with no specific name. The record is from RefSeq and is a predicted model, not a curated record. Gene Ontology annotation, cellular component: cytoplasm. The transcript has 5 exons. Gene Ontology annotation, biological process: secondary metabolite biosynthetic process; amino acid activation for nonribosomal peptide biosynthetic process. NCBI's taxonomy places the organism in Eukaryota, Fungi, Ascomycota, Eurotiomycetes, Onygenales, Ajellomycetaceae. Gene Ontology annotation, molecular function: phosphopantetheine binding. The coding region runs from base 1 to 2118 and encodes 705 amino acids.